This is a messenger RNA of Ustilago hordei, 2460 nucleotides long. RefSeq lists its product as uncharacterized. The transcript has a single exon. Lineage: Eukaryota; Fungi; Basidiomycota; Ustilaginomycetes; Ustilaginales; Ustilaginaceae. Gene Ontology annotation, molecular function: protein binding. The coding region runs from base 1 to 2460 and encodes 819 amino acids. The record is from RefSeq and is a predicted model, not a curated record.
AUGAGCUACAGUCCACUCCUUGGUGCCGACAGGCGUAACGCUGAAGCCAGCUCUGCUCUGCCAACUUCCGCGUCGAUCCGAGAUACACUCUCUGGCGCCAUCAACUCGACUAAAGCAUACCUCCAGCCAUUUGCACCAGCCUCGCCAUAUCUCGGCUCCAAUGGUAACAGUGGUCGCAACGAGCCAGGUCGUCUGCUCUCCGAUGUCGCACCUCAACUCAUGACCACUCGCAUGAUGGCCGCCGUCAGCAACUCUAACACUGCACUCGCUCUCACACCGGACGGCCAACGACGAGCACGUCUACUUCUAACACCAACUUUCUCCCUCUCCAGCCCAGCUCGAUCGCUCGUCCGCAUCGGCGGCUCUCUCGUUCAGUCAGGUAUCGGGCGAGGGCCGAUGAACGGCAUCACAUCACACGAACUUUUCCUUCUAGAGGAAAGCGACCGCAUCUUGGCCACCGUUGCUCAAGAUCUUGAGAUCAACGCUAGCUCAGACUCCAGCAACGGCUCAGACUCCAGCAACGGCUCAGACUCCAGCAAUGGCUCAAAAGCUGCUAUCCAGGGCUCAACGUCUAAAUCUGAGCCGCCCGUGUCCCUUCUACGAGGCUUCCAAGCCACCAUACCCAGCUCUACAGAAGGUCGUCAACGACGCAGGCGUGUUCGUGCUAGUGCAAGCGGCUUCGAGGAUGGUCCCCAGGGUCCGACCAAGCUCGGUCUCAAGGCAAUGGGCGACAAGGCGCGCGGACUGCUGGUAGAAGGUGUCGAGACGGAGCCCGUCUCUGCCUUCCAGGCGCGAGAGCAGCGUCAUGCACGUAGGAACCAAGCUAGUCGUAUCUUAUCCAGAGGCAAGGACGGCACACGUACUUCGACGAUCGAGCUGGAGGAGCUUGAGAGGCAGCUCAGAGAAAUUGAACGAGAGCAGGAUGACGUUGGUGUCAGGCGCACUCUAAUCGACAACGAGAUGGCAGCAGUGGAUGCCAAGAUCAAGGUCUUGGAGAAGAUCAAAGCAGGUCUUGGCAAGAAGCUGUUGGGAUUGCGCGAAGAAGAGCUCGAGCUGAACGACGAGCACGAAGGGGUUGCAGAAUUGUUAGCUGUGCAGAAGCACCUACGCGCAAUGCCAGGUGGACCAGCUGCUGCCGCCAACGCUGCUGCUUCGGGCGCAACGACGAGACAGAGCAGCAGUCGACGACGCAAAGGACCCCUCUUCAUGCCGUCAGAGCAUGACGAACUCCCAUCUGGCGUCGCUUUCAUGACGCUGGCUGAUCAUUCGGCACCGAUCACAUCGCUCGACUUCACCGAGCCGUACGGCACCUUGGUCUCCGCCUCGCUCGACGAGACGGUGCGAGUAUGGGACCUGGCAUCAGGUGACGAGGUAGGUCGAUUGCGCGGCCACGCAGGAACAGUGAAAUGUCUGCAAGUCGAGGACGAGGUCUGCAUCACAGGCGGCACAGACAAUACCAUUCGCAUCUGGGACUUGACCAAGGUGGAGAACUUUGAAGCCAGGCUUACUAUGACAGCAUCGGGAGAACUGCAGCCCAGGAGAAAGCCGCCAGAUCUGAACCGCGGUGAUGAGAGCAUGGACAGCAUCAAGAUCCGCCAUGGCGACACCACUGUGGGUGACCAAGAGGACGAAGAGGUGCGAGACGAGUUUGACCCUUGUGUCAAGAGUUUGGAAGGACACAGCAAGUCAGUGACAGCCUUGUACUUUGACGACAACUGCCUCGUCACCGGUGCCUCGGACAAGACGCUUCGUCAGUGGGAUCUCAACACGGGCCAGUGUGUGCUGACGAUGGACAUUCUGUGGGCCAUCUCGAACCCAACCUCGUCGCAAGCCAUCUCGCAAUCCGAGUUGGGCUUCCCCGAAUCAGGCUCAGGCAGAGCAUCCUCUUCAUCCAUCUUGGGCCCAACGAGACCCGAGCUCGGCUCGCGCGACUCAUUCUCGGUUCUCAACAACCUCUCUGGAGUGUUUGCAUAUCCGACGCCACCUUAUGCAGAUGGAAGCUGGGAGAUGUACCAAGACUUUGUUGGCGGAGUUCAAUUCUGGGGCUAUGCUUUGGCAAGCGGUUCAGGGGAUGGUGGUGUACGAAUGUGGGAUAUGCGAACAGGUCAAGCGCAUCGCACGCUGCUCGGUCACACAGCUCCUGUCACUUGCCUACAAUUUGACGAACACCAUGUCAUCUCGGGCAGCUUGGACAAGUCGAUUCGUAUCUGGGACCUGCGCAUGGGAAGCAUUUCAGAUACCAUCCGAUACGAUCAUCCCGUGACAGCGUUGCAGUUUGAUUCGCGCAAGAUUCUGGCUGCGACAGGAGAGAACGGUGUCAACAUCUUCAACCGUACCACGCUGCAACACGGCUCUUUGACGAUGAAUGGACACACUUGGCCGGUGGAGAGGCUCCGCUACAUGGAUCGAUACGCCGUGUCAGGUGGCAAGGACAGCGUUGUCAAGAUUUGGGCUUUGUAA